Messenger RNA from Drosophila navojoa, 1811 nucleotides. RefSeq lists its product as uncharacterized. Gene Ontology annotation, cellular component: membrane. The record is from RefSeq and is a predicted model, not a curated record. NCBI's taxonomy places the organism in Eukaryota, Metazoa, Arthropoda, Insecta, Diptera, Drosophilidae.
GGCAACAGUCGCUUGCACGCAUUUCAUGCGGCCACGCAGCUUUUCGUGUAAAGUGCUGACAGCCUGGCAAAGUGCCAAUUGCCCCAAAAACGAAAUGUAAGCAAAAAAAAAAAAAAAAAAAAAAAACACACGCACACAAACAAACACAAAAUGAACCGGAACAGAGGAGGAAGAGAAUGAACAGGAAGCUGUAGCAAUUAGAAGCAGAAACCCCAAUCGAAUCGAAAUCGUGCUGAGGCCAAGUCCGUGAAAAUGGCCAUCAAUAUUUGGGGUCUGAAUCACUUUGCCAUUAGCGCGAUUGUGAUAACCACAAUGCAGCUAAUAUUCUUCCUAUUGAAUGCUUUGUUACACUUGGAUAAACUCUCGGACUUUGCUGGCGGCGUUAAUUUCAUUGUCAUAGCAUUGCUGACCUUUUUCAUAGGCCAAUUGGAUCGUCCCUCCAAGGCAUAUGAGAGUCGUCAGCUUAUGGUAACUGUCUUCGUCUGCCUGUGGGGCGCUAGACUCUCUGGCUAUUUGCUGUAUCGCAUCAUCAAACUGGGCCGCGACAAACAAUUUGAGGAUACGCGACGCAAUAUCAUACGCUAUGCUAUCUUCUGGACCUUUCAGGCCAUUUGGGUGUUUGUCGUCUCGCUGCCGGUCAUAAUAAUCAAUUCGCGUCACACCCAGCCACAGGCUGUUAAAGGCAUGACCACAUUGGAUUCCACGGGCACGGGCAUGUUUAUUGUCGGCCUGCUGGCCGAGACGUAUGCGGACCUGCAGAAGUUCUCCUUUCGCCAGGAUCCGGCUAACCAUGGCAAGUUUUGCAAUGAUGGUCUUUGGGGUCUGUCGCGGCAUCCGAAUUACUUUGGCGAGGUGAUUGUCUGGUGGGGCAUCUUUGUCAUCUCCCUAAACGUGAUCACUGGCCAUGAGUGGGUGGCCAUAGCAUCGCCCAUCUUUACCACCCUGAUUAUUCUCUUCUUGUCCGGCAUACCGCUGCGUGAACGCAGUGCAGAUGAGAAGUACAAAAACCAGGUGGAUUACCGCAAAUACAAGGCAACCACGUCGCCACUAAUACCUGUGCCGCCGGCCAUUUAUGAGGAGGUGCCUGGGGCCCUGAAGUUCAUACUCUGUUGCGAGUUUCCCAUCUACGAUACGAUGCGAUUGCAUAAGGACACGAGUCCCUACUCGCUGUCCAUAGCUCGCUCUCAGUCGCACAUAUAGCAGUCAGUGGCUCACUCCAGCAGCGCAGCCGCUGGCGUGGGCCAACAGGUGCACACGCACUCGCACACCCACUCGUCGAGUCAGUCGCAGCACCAUCAGCAGCAUCAGCACCGCGGUCACUGCUAUGGCGCCGAUGGUGGUUUAGCUGAGAGCCAUCAUAAUUGUGGUGGCAGCUGCCGGAACGUGCACGUGAAGUCGAAUCCGUAUCAAUGCGAGGCGGGCUAUGGCAAUUAUGGUGGUCAUCAGCUGGACGCUGAGGACACGGAUGAUGGUAUUAUCUAUGUGGCAAGUCACUCGGGCAGCAAGGCCAAGACCCACUACUUUCAAGCUCUCGACAUGGAUGAGCGUCCGAAGUGCAGCUACCUCGCCGAGGAGGAGCUGGCCUCGGACUACGACGAGGAUAUACCACCCAUCGAUCUGAGCAAAGAGAACAGCGUCGAGAGCUUUACCAAUCGGGUGCAAAUAGCCACCGAGCAAUCCCUAAAUGCCGAGGGCAUGCCCGUGACAGUGACAACAAUCCUGUGAUUGUGAUUCAACCCCUUUCGCUGUAGCUCAAAUCGCUCUCCAAGCGUGCUUGAAUCGAAUAUGCUUGCCGAACAAAAAAAAAAAGA